AUGCAUACCAUAUUACUAGUCCAGAAAGGAAACAAGAAUACCAGAACAUAUUUUGACUUUGAGACCGUCCCCGACAUGAUUGAAGGCAUUCGAACAAGCUACGAAGAAGAACUAUCAACACUAUAUCCAAACCAACGACAAAUAAGCUAUCAGCUACAAGACUUGAUGAACUUCAUUGACCAAUUCUCGGAAAUCGCGGCCUUGGUCCUCGAUCAAAAUACUCAGGCCUACAUACCAAGGUCUAGAGAUUGGAUUAAGGGUAAAGCUCAGACUAUAUUCGUCAAGGCAGCUGCACCUGCUCCUCAAGUGCAAUAUCAACAAACUCAGCAACAACAACAUCAACAACAACACCAGCAAUCUCAACGAGGAGGACGUAGACGAUAA
Molecule: messenger RNA, 384 nt
Organism: Synchytrium microbalum
Lineage: Eukaryota; Fungi; Chytridiomycota; Chytridiomycetes; Synchytriales; Synchytriaceae
Exons: 4
Coding region: 1-384 (127 amino acids)
Source: RefSeq, a predicted model, not a curated record